AUGGCAUCCUCCAGAGCCAUGUCACGGACGCUCGCCGCUCUAACCCGGCCUGCCGCCCAGACAUCUUACAGAGCCGCUCCACGAUGGACUCGCUCACUCAGCACAAUCCGAUCCCAGCUUCCCGCUAUCUCCUCCGUCUCGCGACCAAUUGCGCAGCGACAGCGCACUCAAACUGCCGCACCAAGCCUCGCUGGUGUCGGCAGCGGCGUCCGAACCAUCUUCAUCCAGACCGAAGGUACCCCGAAUCCGGAUGCCCUCAAGUUCCUACCGAACCAUCGUGUUGUCCCCGAAGAGUUCUCUACACCUUUUAUCGAGUACCUCAACCCUAGAGCGACGAUCUCUCCCCCGCACCCCUCACCACUCGCCGCCAAGCUUAUGAAUAUUAACGGAGUCACUUCGGUUUUCUACGGCGCCGACUUUAUCACUGUCACAAAGGCUGCUGAUGCGAAUUGGGCACAUAUCCGACCCGAGAUCUUUGCCCUCAUUACGGAGGCUAUUACUGCAGGCGAGAAAAUUGUCACUAUCGCCGAGCGCCGAGAAGGUGAGGCCGCUGUAGAAGCCGAGGAGGAUAGUCUUGCGUACAACGAGGAUGAUAGCGAGGUUGUUGGGAUGAUCAAGGAGCUUCUUGAGACACGAAUUCGACCAGCCAUCCAGGAAGACGGUGGAGAUAUUGACUUCCGGGGUUUCGAUGACGAGGGAUACGUGCACUUGCGUUUGCGAGGCGCUUGCCGCACCUGCGAUUCUAGUACUGUUACCCUCAAGAAUGGUAUUGAGGGCAUGCUGAUGCAUUAUAUCGAAGAGGUCAAGGGCGUUAAGCAAGUGAUGGACCAAGAGGAGGAGAUUGCUUUGCAAGAGUUCGAAAAGUUCGAAGAGAAGUUGAAGCAGCAAAAGGGUCAGGUUGCCUCGACAGGAUAG
Fusarium sp. VM40 is the source of this 915-nucleotide messenger RNA. The record is from the annotation of a GenBank genome assembly. NCBI's taxonomy places the organism in Eukaryota, Fungi, Ascomycota, Sordariomycetes, Hypocreales, Nectriaceae.